Alligator mississippiensis (American alligator) is the source of this 1630-nucleotide messenger RNA. It is a transcript of the gene CACNG3, whose product is annotated as calcium voltage-gated channel auxiliary subunit gamma 3. The coding region runs from base 93 to 1040 and encodes 315 amino acids. Lineage: Eukaryota; Metazoa; Chordata; Crocodylia; Alligatoridae. The record is from RefSeq and is a predicted model, not a curated record. The transcript has 4 exons. Gene Ontology annotation, cellular component: AMPA glutamate receptor complex; postsynaptic density membrane. Gene Ontology annotation, molecular function: channel regulator activity; voltage-gated calcium channel activity. Gene Ontology annotation, biological process: neurotransmitter receptor transport, postsynaptic endosome to lysosome; positive regulation of synaptic transmission, glutamatergic; regulation of AMPA receptor activity.
UGCGGUGCGGUGCGGUGCGGUGCGCGGGGCCGGGCGCGGGGCCGGGCGGGUGCGGAGCGCUGCCCCGCCGCGCCCGGCGGACAUGAAGCAGCAUGAGGAUGUGUGAGCGCGGCGUCCAGAUGCUCAUCACCACCGUGGGAGCCUUCGCCGCCUUCAGCCUCAUGACCAUCGCGGUGGGCACGGACUACUGGCUCUACUCGCGCGGCGUCUGCCGGACCAAGGCCACGGGCGACAAUGAGACGAGCCGCAAGAACGAGGAGGUGAUGACCCACUCGGGCUUGUGGCGGACGUGCUGCCUGGAAGGGACUUUCCGCGGGAUGUGCAAGAAGAUCGACCACUUCCCCGAAGACGCGGACUACGAGCAGGACACGGCCGAGUACCUCCUCCGGGCUGUCCGAGCAUCCAGCAUCUUCCCCAUCCUGAGCGUGGGCUUGCUGUUCUUCGGGGGCCUGUGCGUGGCGGCCAGCGAGUUCUACAAGAGCAAGCACAACGUCAUCCUCAGCGCCGGGAUCUUCUUCGUGUCGGCAGGGCUCAGUAACAUCAUCGGGAUCAUCGUCUACAUCUCCGCCAAUGCGGGCGACCCCGGGCAGAGCGACUCCAAGAAGAGCUACUCGUACGGCUGGUCCUUCUACUUCGGCGCCUUGUCCUUCAUCAUCGCGGAGAUGGUGGGAGUGAUCGCCGUGCACAUGUACAUCGAGAAGCAUCGCCAGAUCCGGGCCAAGUCCCACUCGGAGCUGCUGAAGAAGUCGGCCUUCACGCGCCUCCCCACCUACCGGUACCGUUUCCGCCGGCGGUCCAGCUCCCGCUCCACGGAGCCUCGCUCCAGGGACUUGUCUCCCGUCAGCAAAGGCUUCAACACCAUCCCCUCCACCGACAUCUCCAUGUUCACCCUCUCGCGGGAUCCGUCCAAGGUGACCAUAGGGACACUGCUCAACUCGGAGCGGGACCACGGGUUUUUACAGGUCCAUAACUCCAUCCCCAAAGAGUUCAAGGAGUCGCUGCACAACAACCCGGCCAACCGACGAACCACGCCGGUCUGAGCCCAGCGCCGGGGACCUGUACAGAGGUGUGUUGUCGGCUGCAUGACAUGAUCCUAGUGACGGUGUAACCAGUGAAACCCUGUUUUUAAAGAACAAACCCACGUGGCUCCCCGCGCCCCUGCCCCGGACGUGGCUGGGUUUUUAUCCCCCGAAACGUCGCUCGCCAAGCCAGGCCGCUGUGUUUAUGGUUGAACUGUGUUUGGGCCCCGCGAUCCCUCUCCUUUGCCUUCUCCUCGGGGAAAGGGGCAUUGGCUUUGCCGUGGCUCGCUGGAGCAAGGCCCCCCAGGACUGGCGGGGGCUUUCCACAACCGUUUGGGACCACGACUCCUUGACGCUGCCAGUGUUAAUGUCGAUAACAACAGUCACCGUGUUACCUUAGCUGUGUGUCCCAAUGGAAACGCUGGAGACAGCCCCAUUUGUGAGCAUCAUUCAUCCAGUACUUACAUUUAUGCGAAAUGACCUAGCAGCCCCGAGUACGGCGCGCCGGGCGGGCGGUCUUCAGACCAUUUGCCUCGUUGUAAUGGGUGCAGUGCUCGGGCUGGGGUUUCUUUCUGGCAUUUCAUGCAUGCAUUAAAUAGCUUGGAGUCCGA